AUGGAGCCCCUGCCUGAGCGCGCGCGCCGGCCCGGGCCCCGCUGGCUCCUGCUGCCGCUGCUGCUGCUGCUGCCGCCGGCCCCGGGGCUGGGCCCGCGCCGCGCCCGCGCCGAGGAGAGCGACUGGGUCCGCCUGCCCAGCAAAUGCGAAGUGUGUAAAUAUGUCGCCGUGGAGCUGAAGUCGGCCUUCGAGGAGACUGGCAAGACCAAGGAGGUCCUUGACACUGGCUACGGCAUCCUGGACCGGAAGGCCUCCGGGGUCAAAUAUACCAAGUCGGACUUGCGGUUAAUCGAGGUCACUGAGACUAUUUGCAAGAGGCUCCUGGACUACAGCCUGCACAAGGAGAGGACCGGCAGCAACCGGUUUGCCAAGGGCAUGUCCGAGACGUUUGAGACGCUGCACAACCUGGUCCACAAGGGGGUCAAGGUGGUGAUGGACAUCCCCUACGAGCUGUGGAACGAGACCUCCGCAGAGGUGGCGGACCUCAAGAAGCAGUGCGACGUGCUGGUGGAGGAGUUCGAGGAGGUGAUCGAGGACUGGUACCGGAACCACCAGGAGGAGGACCUGACGCAGUUCCUCUGCGCCAACCACGUGCUGAAGGGCAAGGACGCCAGUUGCCUGGCAGAGCAGUGGUCCGGCAAGAAGGGGGACACGGCCGCGCUGGGCGGGAAGAAGCCCAAGAAGAAGAGCAGCAGGGCCCAGGCCUCCGGGGGCAGCAAACAGAGGAAGGAGCUGGGAGACCCGGGCCCCGAGGAGGACGAGGGCGUCCAGCAGGCGUCCCCCCUCACACGCAGCCCCCCUGACGAGCUCUGA
This is a messenger RNA of Pipistrellus nathusii (Nathusius's pipistrelle), 813 nucleotides long. Lineage: Eukaryota; Metazoa; Chordata; Mammalia; Chiroptera; Vespertilionidae. The record is from the annotation of a GenBank genome assembly.